AGUCUGUAUCCUCCAGGGUUUGGCCUGCGGCAGCCCAUGACUCACUCGCCUGCCAAGGUUUGGCAAUAAGCUGAGAAACAAGCAAGACAGCAAAAUGCUUGUGGAAACAGCAAAACAAGAGACAAAUUAAUUAAUUGCUGGAAGAGCGAAAAAAUAAACCUCCGUGCACAAAGGGGCAUGGAGAGAAGUAGCGCGACAGAUACAACCUAUCCUUUAGCAAAAAUGGAAGCUAUCAAGAAAAAGAUGCAGAUGUUGAAGUUAGACAAGGAGAAUGCCAUUGACAGAGCAGAGCAAGCUGAAACAGAUAAGAAGGCAGCUGAGGACAAAUGCAAACAGGUAGAGGAUGAGCUGGUAGCUCUGCAGAAGAAGUUGAAAGGCACUGAAGACGAGCUGGAUAAGUACUCAGAGGCUCUCAAAGAUGCUCAGGAAAAACUAGAGCAGGCUGAGAAGAAGGCCACUGACGCUGAAGGUGAGGUGGCAGCUCUGAACAGACGUAUCCAGCUAGUGGAAGAGGAGUUGGAUCGUGCCCAGGAACGGCUGGCCACAGCCUUGCAGAAACUGGAGGAGGCUGAGAAAGCAGCGGAUGAGAGCGAGAGAGGAAUGAAGGUUAUCGAGAACAGAGCAAUGAAAGAUGAAGAGAAAAUGGAAAUUCAAGAAAUGCAACUGAAGGAGGCUAAGCAUAUUGCUGAAGAAGCUGACCGCAAAUAUGAAGAGGUCGCCCGUAAACUGGUUAUUUUGGAGGGUGAACUGGAAAGAGCCGAAGAGCGUGCAGAGGUGUCUGAAGUUAAAUGUAGCGACCUUGAAGAGGAGUUAAAGAAUGUCACUAACAACCUGAAGUCUUUGGAAGCUCAAUCUGAAAAGUACUCGGAAAAAGAAGAUAAAUACGAAGAAGAAAUCAAGAUACUCUCUGACAAGCUUAAAGAAGCUGAAACUCGUGCUGAAUUUGCAGAGAGAACAGUUGCCAAACUGGAAAAGUCCAUUGAUGACCUGGAAGACGAGCUGUACGCUCAGAAGCUGAAGUACAAAGCGAUCAGUGAGGAGCUUGACCAUGCCCUCAAUGACAUGACCUCUUUGUGAUCCGCGCCGGGGGCCAGGGCUGCUCUGACUCGCUGCAUUUCUUUACGCUUUUCUGGCCUGUAGCACCUCUCGCUCUGCGACUGCCACAAGCGAUCUUUCCACCUCCUCUGUACGAGCCGAGCUCAAUAAAAACAAGAUACCUCCACCUUCCAGCUUGGGUUUAUUUCCUUAUAAAUCACCUAAAAUACACUAGUAGUGACAUGAAAAUAGUCAGCUCCUCACGCUGGGGAGAGGUAGGUGCAGUCACAACAGGUGUCCCCAGCCGCCGGGGCGGGGCAAACGCCUGAAUUUUGGUGUUCCCAAGGCUGCGUGUGUCAGCAAAAAGCUGAGAGGGCGCUGGGUGCACGGUCCUGGGGCUCCAACCACCUGCCUGAAAACUCUCAGGACAUAGAAAACUCUGAAGGACGUGUCCCGUAAAUCCCGUUCAACCAAAACACAAGUCUGUCACGUGACAUGUGAGACAGGUCCAAAAACCUCUCUAAAGGAGAGCAAUUACUGAAAAAACUGGCCCCGUUUUGCGGAUGCAGUUACAGUGUUGUUUUGAACGUGAAGGUAAGUAAUCACGGGGUUUAUUUCAAGGCAAAAGGCUGUAAAAUAAUGUGGUUUGACUCUUGGUGUUUUUUCUUUUUUCU
Molecule: messenger RNA, 1709 nt
Organism: Athene cunicularia (burrowing owl)
Lineage: Eukaryota; Metazoa; Chordata; Aves; Strigiformes; Strigidae
Gene: TPM4
Product: tropomyosin 4
Exons: 10
Coding region: 178-1077 (299 amino acids)
Biological process (GO): actin filament organization; muscle contraction
Cellular component (GO): actin filament
Molecular function (GO): actin filament binding
Source: RefSeq, a predicted model, not a curated record